UAAUUCACAGGUGUUCCAGGCUAACGUUUUGCGAACCCGCAGGAACAGUACCACAGUUAUGAAUCGUCAUAGUCUGUUUGUGCCGUCAUCUCCUAUCCGCAUUCCGAGCAGCCGUCUUCAUCAAAUCAAACAGGAAGAAGGGAUGAAUCUGAUGAACAGAGAAACAGUACACGAAAGAGAAGUGCAAGUAGCGAUGCAGAUGAGCCACUCGUGGGAGGAGAGCUUGAGCCUGAGCGACAAUGAUUUUGAAAAACCAUUAUCACCAAAGCAAGUAGACUUUGUCCCAGUUUCUCCAGCUCCUUCACCUACCAGAGGAAUAUGGAAGCAAUGUUUCUCACCAUCUUUGCAAAGUUUGGUCAGUAGCACUGGGUUACCUCCAAGUCCAAGCCCAAGCCCAACAAGGCGAUUUUCCAGCAGGAGAAGCCAGAGUCCGAUCAACUGCAUACGACCAAGUGUUCUUGGGUCAAUAAAAAGAAAAGGUGUAACAGAGGUAGAAGAUCAUCCAAAAAGAUUAUUCCAAGGAUCCACCAGCAUCCUUACCCCUGAAGUUUCCCAUCAGGUGGACCUUGGGGGAUGUCUGUCAGCACACGCCCUUGAUGACAACAGAAGCAGUGCAAGCUCGUCCUGUGACUCGCCAGCUGAAGUCGGCACCAACACAGACUCCCCGGUCUCGCUUUCUGACUCCAGGUCUCCUUUUUUACCAGUAGAUCUUGCGGCCAAGUUACCUAUUAAUUGAGACGCAGAGGUCUGCUGAUGGGCACUGAGAAACAGGCUGGAUACCAACAGGACUUUGUUGUGUGUAACUGAUUCUGUUCCUCAUAGGAACUUCCAGAAAUGUCAUUAUUUCUAGAAAACUUCCAGAAUAGUUCCUUGAGGAGGAAUUCACAUUUCUAGUGAUUUGUAUGACAUUUACUAAGAUACAGUAAGCAUUUGAAUUGCAGACAUGUUUGAUGCUAACAU
Eurypyga helias (sunbittern) is the source of this 960-nucleotide messenger RNA. Its product is annotated as protein FAM122A. The coding region runs from base 59 to 736 and encodes 225 amino acids. The record is from RefSeq and is a predicted model, not a curated record. NCBI's taxonomy places the organism in Eukaryota, Metazoa, Chordata, Aves, Eurypygiformes, Eurypygidae. Gene Ontology annotation, molecular function: protein serine/threonine phosphatase inhibitor activity. Gene Ontology annotation, cellular component: nucleus; cytoplasm. The transcript has 9 exons. Gene Ontology annotation, biological process: mitotic G2/M transition checkpoint.